Molecule: messenger RNA, 1557 nt
Organism: Penicillium daleae
Lineage: Eukaryota; Fungi; Ascomycota; Eurotiomycetes; Eurotiales; Aspergillaceae
Exons: 2
Coding region: 1-1557 (518 amino acids)
Source: RefSeq, a predicted model, not a curated record
AUGGCCAACUACGCCCCACUCACAGCAGGACUGCGCCAUGUCCCGCCCCUGGCAGACCUCAACCCCGGCGAUGCUUUCAUCAUUCGGUACAAGAACAGCGUGCGCAAUUACAAAACAGAUCUCUGGAUUGCGAUCAUGCUUCCUGACAAUUUCAAGGCGGCCCCUGGUCUCCAUAGGCUACCCAAAGGAGCCAAGCCAGCAUCGGGUGAGUGGACGGUGGAUGCCGAUAAGCGCGUGUAUCCGGUCUAUCUCCCCGGAAGAAAUCUAUGUCGCUGGAUUCCAAUAGCAGAUUUCUUCGUCCUCGGGAACAAGGUUCCUCGUAUCUUCGUCCACAACGUCAACGGACAGGAUUAUACAAGUGAUGCAAAGAUCUAUUGGGAACUGGUCAAAAUUAUUGAAAGGAAGCCAGGCAUAGACUUCUGGCAAAGCAUGGCCAAGAAAGAGUCCUUGGUAAAGGGCAAGCGUGGAAAGAGCUUGGGCCUUGUUCUACCAGAUGGGUUCGAUGUCAUGGUCCAAGGAAUUACCACUAUGGACGAUGACUAUCUAGAUGAAGAUUCGUCUACCCACACGGAUGAUCAACCCGAUACAGCAGAACUUGAAGGAGAGCCGCUAAAAAAGGUACAGGCAGUGACAAACUCGUUGUCAGUAUCUAAGACCCUGGAUAACUCAAGUGAUCAAAACGUGGAUCGACCUAGCUCCCUCACGUUCCCCAUUCUCCCCGUUGGAAGAGCGGAAUCUGCUAGGGGCUCGGGACUUGAGCAGAAUCAAUCCACAUCGAACACGAUAAGAGCAGAGGUCCUAGAGCAAGAUGUGCAGCCUAAGAAGGAGGAAGAGCCAAUUGAGAGCAUCAACAAUUCCCUGGUCGAUCAGCAGAAUUCACUUUUCGAAAGGACCUGGACCCUGGCAGCCAUGAUCGAGCAUGUUCUCCUUGAAAAAGAUUCGAGGGAACUGCGGGCUAUAUUUCGCGCCGUUUCCACCGUUCAAGAGCCUGAGGCUGGCAAGCUGAUCUCCUUCCUCAAGACCCAAGAAUUCGAUCCGCAGCUACUGAAGAUCUCCCUUGCCCGCCAAAUUAGCUCCCACGAAGCCGAAGAGUUCGAAAUCGGCGACUGUCUCGGAAUUCACUGUCAGUUUCAACUCCAUGGCGUCACAAACUCGACAGAUCUUCAGGAGCAGAUCGUGCGGCUGGGGAGACUCUAUUCUUAUGCUCGCCGCUUGAACAUGGUUGACCUCGUGGAAAAGAUCACGUUCAAGCUACAGGCCGCCUGGAACUCAUACCCGGGCCUGUCUCAGCUAGAACCACUGCUAGAUAUGACUGCUGUAGUAUUCAAAAAUGCCACUUGCACAGACCAUCUCCAAGAUUGGCUGAUCAAGUUCAUUGCGGAUACACAGGAUUUGAUCUACUACCACUGCCCUCACCGUUAUUGGGCGCUUAUGAAGGACCUACCCGAUCUAUACAAUUCAAUCACACGGAUGCGCUCCGAGGUCAGUCGCAAAAACCAGGAGAGAUAUGCGAAUCCGCGGGAUCAGAUUCGUGAACGGGGCAUUGAUGACUUCUGA